Annulohypoxylon maeteangense is the source of this 1758-nucleotide messenger RNA. Its product is annotated as alpha/beta-hydrolase. Bases 274 to 1584 code for a protein of 436 amino acids. Gene Ontology annotation, biological process: proteolysis. Lineage: Eukaryota; Fungi; Ascomycota; Sordariomycetes; Xylariales; Hypoxylaceae. The record is from RefSeq and is a predicted model, not a curated record. The transcript has a single exon. Gene Ontology annotation, molecular function: serine-type peptidase activity.
AAAUUCGCUGCGGCGCAGUCGCUUCCAUGGCUUCACUUUUAGGCCAGCCACCUAUGUUCUCUGCGACAAUUCACUCAAUAUGUAAUCUUAACAGCCUAGGGGUCGACGUCACUUAGUAUGCAGGAUUCGUGACGAUGGCUUCAGAAAUUAAUAUAAAAUGUCUUCGAUCUGCUCCCUAUUGUCUCUCUUCUUGGCAGGACAGCAGGACAGUACGGCAGCACAUCAGACUCAAUUCGGCAUCUGAGUCUUUUACCUAGCAAACACUCUUCCAAGAUGCGGUUUUCCAAAUCUUUGGCCCUUCUAGCGGCUCAAAGCAGCGUUACUGUUGCCCAAACCAACAGCACCAACAGCACGACCGUGCCUUACCUGCCUCUCAGCGCAGACGACCACUUCUCGUUUAUUCUCUACGAAGCGCUCUCCUUAGCCAACGGCGGGGGUUCUUCAACAGGCGAAGUGAUGCGCGCCACCGCCAAGAUCGUCGCCGGGGACACAGAGAGUUUCUACAACGAGUUUAAGUUCCUAGGCGACUCCGUGCACGACAUCGCGGAGUCCAUCAACGCGACCAAGUUCCCGGUAUCAGCCCGCGAGGCAUACUUCCGCGCUUCUUCCUACUACAGAUUGUCCGUCUUCUACAUGACCGCCAACCAAUCGGAUCCCAGGCUCUACAGCGUAUGGGACUCUGCCCUUGCAGACUUCGACAAAGCGAUUUCUCUGACGGAAGUGCGGGGCGAGCGGAUGACUAUCAAGGGACCUGGAUUCGAUAUCCCUAUUAUUUACUGGAAAUCGCCCAAGGCCGCUGGAUGUGGUCCUGUUCCUACGGUCUUGGUCGGAAGCGGCUAUGACGCGCCCCAAGAGGAUACGUACCACUCAAUUGGCCGCGAAAUCAUCGACCGUGGCUGGAACUUCGUCACCUACGAGGGCCCGGGCCAACCUACUGUCCGCCGCCAGCAAGGCCUCGGCUUCAUCCCGAACUGGUGGGAUGUCGUGACCCCAGUUGUCGACUACCUGGAAACCAGACCCGAAGUCGACAAGAAGCGCAUUGCCCUUGGAGGUCUCUCGUUUGGCGGAAUUCUAGCGCCCCUUGCCGCUACCAGGGAACACCGAUUUGCCGCCGUCCUCGCCAUCGACGGCGUGCAGAACCUCCAAACGACAGCACUGAAGCAGUUCCCACCGGCUCUGGCCCAACUCUACAACAGCGGCAACAAGACCGUGUUCGAUGCUUAUCUCAACAAAGCGCGAGUAAACCCCGAAGCCAACACGAUGUUCAAAUGGUUCAUUGGACAGGGGUUAUGGUCCUUCGCCACCGAGAGCCCGUACGAUUGGUUUACGAGACUGGGGGGCAUCAACCUCGACGGAACUGUCCUGAGCAACAUUACCAGCCCCGUUUUCGUUGGUAAGGGCGAGGAUGAUAAGGUAGCUGGAGGUCAGGAGGAGGUAGUGGCGAAGUUGUUAGGAGACAAGGCUUACCUGUAUGAAUUCAAGACUGCGCUUGGUGCUGGAGAGCAUUGCCAAUUGGGGGCCGAGCAACAGCUGGCGCAGGUUUCUCUGGAUUGGCUUGCUGAGGUGUUCGAGGCAGUAAAAUGAUGGUAAAGCGACGAGAAAUGAUUCAUAACCCAUUUGGAGGUAUUUUAUUCGCAUUUGGGGUUGGUUAGUUUUUAUAGACCGUUUGGAGUUGAAGUAGGUAAUUAUAUAAUGUUAGUACCUAUGUUUUCAUAAUUGGGAAAACCGGGUUAAUAGAAUCAAAUUCCAAUGUUGUUA